GAUCAUUUGCGCUUUGCUUGUAUGUCAUAGAUUGGUGUUUUUUGUAUGAUUAAUUUGUAUGAGAAAAUUGAUGUUAAACUUUUAUUUUGAAAGAAACUUGUUAUUGUAAAUUUUUACCACAAAAACCCACGGCUACCCAUGAACCAGCGGAUACCCAGCAGGUUGGGUUGGGUUUGAAUUUUUCAUACCCAACGGGUUUUACCCUGGGUGUAUUACCCCGGGUUUUUUUGGCGGAUAAACCCAUGGGUUUGGGUUUGAUAAAACCCGACCCAACCCGACCCAUUACCAUCCCUAAUUAAGGUGUUAUUUGGUGACAGAGGGUUAGGAUUUUUCAAUUUGCCAUCUCUCUCAUGUCUCUUAUACUCCACCUUGCUCCAUCACUCCGGUUAGAUGUUUCAAAGGCGGAAAUCAAUCAAUAUGGGUUUCUUAUCGGUUUUCUUGGUUCUCUCAACGGUUUGUCAGAUUGCAUUCUUUCAUCAAGGUUUGAUUUUCCAUGUUUCUACGGGAGUGACUUGCUACCCGACAAUUUCUAGGUCGUCGGAAUCCUCCUUUCGUUGGCAUCUUGUUUUCCCGGCGAGAAAAAUAAAGGAAAGAGAAUUGGAUUUUGCACCUUUGACUUCCAAACAAACGAUCAACCACAUAGUUCACACCUCUUUGAACAAAGUUCAAACAAGGGUGUUCAAUGUUUUGAUGAACUACGAGGCAAAUCUACAUUAAAUUAGCCCUACUCCUAUGGAGGUUCAGUGAGAGCUCCAAAAACUACGACUAUGGCUAAAUCUGCAGAGGAAAAGAUAAAAAGAUAAAACUUGACAAGUGGUGUCGAGUUGUGAUUUUUGCGAACCCUUUCUCUAUCAUCUUCACCUCCUAUUUAUAGCCACCAGAAGUAACUGCCCCAAGAAACUGCUCUGCUGACGUGGAGUUACGGUUACCUUCUCAACUGCUAUGACGGUUACCCUGAUGUUGGAUGUUCUUCAGUCUUGACCCCCUCCUUCGUAGUUUUGCAUAUCCAUAGAGUAAAAAUGGCUAAGGCAUAAAGGAAUACCAUUUACCACAUAUGGGUGGGUAUUUGAAUAACAUGAGUUACCAUGGGAAAAAGUAUUUCACCAUUAGUAGAGUAAAGAGACUACGUGCUCACACCCCCUGAUCAUACCAUGGGGGUGGUACGUUGGUAGUCCCCAGACCACCUCAUGGGGGUCCUCCUUGCCACCCUCAUCAUCUUCCAUACUUAGCCACAUUUUACAUCUUCUCAUACCAUGGGGGUGGUAAGUUGGUAGUCCCCAGAUCACCUCAUGGGGGUCCUCCUUGCCACCUCAUCAUCUUCCAUACUUAGCCACAUUUUACAUCUUCUCGCCCCAUGGGGGUGGUAUGUUGGUAGUCCCCAGACCACCUCAUGGGGGUCCUCCUUGCCACCCUCAUCAUCUUCCAUACUUAGCCACAUUUUACAUCUUCUCGUCCCCUCGGUACGUCCUGGGGGUGGUGGUACCCCCUCACCAUGUCAUGGGGAUGGCGGUAUGAUACCCCCUCACCAUGUCAUGGGGGUAUGAUGUCCACCCCCCUUACCACGUCCUGGGGGGUGGUGCUAUGAUGUCCACCCACCUAGGCACGUCAUGGCCCCUUGGUACCUCCUGAGGGUGGUGGUAUGAUGCCCACUCCCCUUGCCUUAGUCAAAUUCGGCCAUCACCCCCCUCACCAUGUCAUGGGGUAUGAUGUCCACACCCCUAGGAACGUCCCCCCCGGGGGGGGGGGGGGGGGGGGGGGGGGUGAUGGUGGCCACCCCCCUUGCCACGUCCUGGGGGUGGCUCCCAUACUUAGCUAAAUUUGGAGAUGCAUGGCGCGCGUGGUGGCAUGGGGUAAUGGGCCCAAAAACCCAAUCGUCAUGGCCCACUCAACUGAUUUAAACUUAUAUGAUUAAAUUGGCCUUAUAAAGCCAUUUAAUUUCUUAUUUUUAACCGAUGUGAUACAAGGUUAAUUUUUAUGGGUAAACAUAUCUCUUCGUAGUUUUGACGGUUGCUCUGUUGGUUUGGUUGUUUUCUUUUAUGUGUCAAAUACCCUCCAUCUGAGAAUUUUUUAGACUUGCUCGAUUUAUUAGGGCAGAAUUGCACAUUCGAUCCCUCAAUUUAACUUUUCUCACUAAGAAAUUUUUUGUAUACAAUGCUUAACAUUUUGAUAAAUUAAGUAAUGACCCAUGUUUUUAUUUUUUGGCCUUAUCUUUGCUUUAUGGUUUGAAGUGUGAGCUUUUUAUAUGGUGUUUAUAUCUCUUAAGGGGCCCGAAAUUUGUUUACCUUGUUGGGUGAUUGGAUAUGAAUUUCCAAUGAUGUAACAAAAGACUUUGACCAUGCUUAGAUAUUUUACCAUGCUUAGAUAUUUCCUAUGACAAAAAAUCUAAAAUAUUCGAAGUGCCAAAAGUGUACGAAAAGCGUAAGAUACCACCGCUCUUUUCCGUCCUUCCAAUACCAAAUCAGCAUUCGUCAAAAAAAAAAAAAAAUCCCAAAUCAGCAUAAGAUAUUUACCCACCUCGCUUCGCUUCCCGCCACUCGCACCACCUGCGCGUGUCGUCACCACUUGGUCCACCACGCGCCACCGUUUCUCCUCCCUUCGCCACCCUCUCUUCCCUCGCGUCGGCCCUCUUCUCUCUCUCCGCACUUUCCCCAUUACAAAAAUUGCCAGUCCCCGUAAACUUCCCCCCACAAUCUGCCUUGCCUUCCCCUUUCUCAUCCCAUCUCACCAACCGCAAUAAAUCACCGCUCCGCCGCCCAAAUUCCCAGCAUGGCCGACGGAAACAGAAACGACCGCCGCGACGGCGAGGAAGGAGACGGCGAGGUGUGGGCGAAUUUCAGCGGGACGUUUCGGAAGGUGCAGACGGUGCUGGACAGGAACAGGUCGCUGAUUCAGCAGGUGAACGACAACCACCAGUCCCGAAUCCCCGACAACAUGGCCAAGAACGUGCCGCUGAUCCAGGAGAUCAACCACAAUAUCUCCACCGUGUCCUCCCUCUACUCCGACCUCUCCUCCAAUUUCGCCUCCUCGUUCCGUCACCGGAACGGCAAGGACGCUGACGGCCGCCACGGCGGUACCAAGGCCUAAGAAGCUUUAAUAAACAGAUCUCUGUCUUUGCCUUUGUUUUAGUAAGUCAACCAAGUGGAAUGAAUAAUAGAAGAAGCUUCUUGACUUGUUAAAAAUUGGUCUUGUCUGAUUGCUUUUGUGGUGUGGUUUACUGUAUUUCUUGCUUAUGUUUCCUGAUGAGGGAAGGAGUAGACAAAUAGGACGUUAAUACGAGUUCUUAGCUAGUCAGUCGAGAAUUAGAUGAUUGUGAUGCUCGCGAUACACAGAACCAGCUAUGGCUAGGGAUGGCAACUUUGCCCAUACCCAUGGGUUUCUUACUAUCCAACCCAAUUGGGUUGGGUAUAAAAUCCAAAUAAAUGGAUAUGGGUAGA
Messenger RNA from Linum trigynum, 3434 nucleotides. Lineage: Eukaryota; Viridiplantae; Streptophyta; Magnoliopsida; Malpighiales; Linaceae. The record is from the annotation of a GenBank genome assembly.